AUGUGUGACAAAAUCGAGCAACAGCAGCCCGAAGCUCCAGGCACGGAGCUUUUGAUCCUUCAAGAUCACUUAGCCCUUUCUCAAUACAAAUACGUCACCCGCGGCCAGGAGCGCGUAUUGCUUGUCCCACAGCCAUCCAUCGAUGACCAGAACGACCCUUUGCUAUGGCCACGAUGGAAAAAGUGGCUUACAUUCAGCAAUGGCCUUCUUUACGCCUUCCUUGGGUCUGUCACCGGGCCUAUGAUGGCUGGAGGAAUGAUCCAGCUCGCAACUUUCUUCAAACGACCCUUCUCCGAUAUUGCCUACAGUAAUGGAGCUACGUUGAUUUGUCAAGGCUUCGGCACGCUAUUUUGGUUACCUAUAGCAGUCAAAAUCGGCCGCCGUCCAGUUUAUCUCACAUCGAAUCUUCUUAUGGGUGUCGCCUGUGUCUGGUUGGCGAUUGCGUCCCAGGAACGCUUUACAAAUUUUGUGGUUGCUCGAGCUUUCCUCGGGCUCUUCGAAGCGCCUAUUGAAGCGAUAGUUCCCAGCACAGUGGCCGAUAUUUUCCACCUCCAUGAACGCGGGGAGAAGAUAGCUGUCUAUGGACUAUCGGUGCUUGGCGGUAACGAGCUUGGCCCACUGGCAUCCGCGUACAUCAUCCAGGGGUUGAGCAUGCGGUGGGCGUUUUACAUCGUUGCGAUGUUUAUCGGUGCCAGUCUGAUAGCGAUGUUUUUUCUCAUGCCAGAAACAGCAUUCAAUGGGUCUCGUCCCAAGAUCGUCCCUAUUAUUGCCGAAGAAACCGACAUGAUCAAUAACCGUGAAGGCAAACUGUCUUACGAACAUCUUGAAGGAGUGUCCUCUGUCCCCGCAGCGCAACUGGAAUCGCAAUUUCCAGCUAUUGAGAGGCGACCAUACGUGUCGGAACUCUUCCGAAUUAGCAUCAAUCAUGAAGUCUCUCUGUGGGCCAUCUUCCAGCGGCCAUUUAUAUUGAUGAUUUAUCCGACUGUUCUCUGGUCGAGUCUCGCGUAUGGCAUGAGUCUGAGCUGGAAUGUCAUUCUAGGGUGCCUCGUCGCUCAGCUGUUUUCAGUGCAACCCUACAAUUUUGACUCCGGUGCGCAGGGACUCACUUUUGUUUCACCGCUUCUUGGAUCUCUCGUCGGGACAUAUCUCUGUGGUCCUCUCGCUGAUCGGACGGCUACGUGGUUCACAAUCCGUAAUAAAGGAGUCCGUGAACCCGAAAUGCGCCUCCCUACUUGCAUCAUUGCGGCCAUUCUCACAUUCCUAGGGGCUCUUCUCUCUGGCCUAACCUACCACUAUAAAACUCACUGGGCCGGCCCGAUUGUGGGGUUCGGAGUGUUAUCUGCUGGUGCUCAGAUGGGUGCCACCCUCGCCAUUUCCUACAGCUUGGAUUGCCAUAAGGAAUUUUCCGCAGAAAUCAUGGUGACUAUAUCCUGUCUCAAGUCAGGUGUUGCCUGGAUAUGGACAUGGUGUAUCAACAACUGGGUUUCAAGUGCCGGUCUUUUAACGGUGUUUAUGACCCUCGCGGCUAUCAAUGUGGGUAUCUAUAUGCUGGCAUUUAUCUUUCACUUUUACGGGAAGAAGAUUCGCAUCUAUUUGCAGAAGAAGGAUUUCUUACGUACUUCUAUUGAGAAGUAG
Penicillium cataractarum is the source of this 1635-nucleotide messenger RNA. RefSeq lists its product as uncharacterized. The coding region runs from base 1 to 1635 and encodes 544 amino acids. Gene Ontology annotation, biological process: transmembrane transport. The record is from RefSeq and is a predicted model, not a curated record. Lineage: Eukaryota; Fungi; Ascomycota; Eurotiomycetes; Eurotiales; Aspergillaceae. Gene Ontology annotation, molecular function: transmembrane transporter activity. The transcript has 4 exons.